This is a messenger RNA of Meloidogyne enterolobii, 2480 nucleotides long. The record is from the annotation of a GenBank genome assembly. NCBI's taxonomy places the organism in Eukaryota, Metazoa, Nematoda, Chromadorea, Rhabditida, Meloidogynidae.
AUGUUUGAUAUACAAUUUGGAGAUUCCCAACAACAACAAUUUGGUUGUACAAAUAUGUCGACAAUCUCGUCAUCUGCUACCGGUGAGUCAAGUUGUUCAGCAGCGAGUGUAAUGAUUGCAAAGAGAGAAAGAAGGCUUAGACUUGAAAAAGUUGGUUCUUACCGAGUUGGACGAAUUCUUGGAAGAGGAAAUUUUGCUCAAGUACGAGUCGCCAUGAAAAUUGUUGAUAAACGUUCCUUAGAUGCUGAAAAUUUAGCUAAAAUUGAACGUGAAAUUCAAAUACUUCAAAAACUUAAUCAUCCAUUUAUUGUAAAGCUAUAUGAAGUGAUACGAACCAAUCGAUUUUUGUAUAUUGUGACGGAGUAUGUAAGCAAUGGGGAACUUUUUGUUGUUUACUGUCAUGCGAGUGGAAUUGUUCAUAGAGAUUUGAAAGCUGAAAAUUUAUUACUUGAUAAAAAAGGAAAUAUAAAAAUUAUUGAUUUUGGUUUUAGUAAUUAUCAGCAACCAUCACAAUUACUGUCCACGUGGUGUGGUUCCCCACCUUAUGCUGCUCCAGAAUUACUUUUAGCUCAAGAAUAUGAUGGACGUUUAUCUGAUGUUUGGAGUCUUGGAGUUAUUUUAUAUAUUUUGGUCACUGCUGGUUUUCCUUUUCCUGGUGAUUCUGUUGAGAAACUUAAAAGAGCAGUUCUAAGUGAUCAUUUAAAAAUUCCAUUUUGGGUUUCUGUUGAAUGUGCUGAUUUAAUUAGAAAAAUGUUAACAAUUUCUCCAGCAAAACGGUAUAAUUUACAGCAAGUAAUUCAACAUCGUUGGUUUUCUGCUGGAAAAAUGCCUGAGCAAAUAAAAAUGCUUUUAAUAACAUCUGUGAAUAAAGAACAAUUAGCAAUAUCAACUGAUGAGACGAUUAAUGUACCACCCACAAUUAGACCAAUUUUGGAUCCGACAGUUCUCGUCUUUAUGCAACAACACACUGGCUGGUCAGAUGAUCAGAUUUCCGAGGAAGUUAUCUCUCACAACUAUGAAUCACCCAUAUUUGCUACUUACGAACUUUUACUUGCUCGUCUUUCAGAGUUUCGAAGUGCUGAAGCUGCCGCAGCACUUUCAACAAAUACUGGGGGAUUUACUGGAAUGGGAACUAAUUUUGCUUUUAUGGAGAAUGAACAUACUCGACGUGGUUCCAGAGGUUCAAUCAUUUCUGGCAAAGCAAAUAUAACUCCAACGGAAACAACACAAUGUGCUACUAUUCCGACACAUCAUUUAGCCAAAUUGAGUCUUUCUACUAGUCCAGAUUAUGAUUCCGACGAUAGUGACAGUGCUAAUGAUUUAGUUGAUUCUAUGUCUAAUGAUGACAUAACUUCUUUAUCUUCUUCAAUUCCAUUUAUUCAAUCACAGCAACAACAGCAGCGUUCUCCUAAUGUUUAUAAAUCUAGACGUCGUGCUUAUCGUCGUAACCAAGCAACUAACGAGCAACACCAAUUAAUCGAACAACAACAAUUUCAACAACGACAACGUUUCCCAUAUGCUUUAGAAUAUCAUCAAUUAAACCCUUUACUUAAUGCGGUUGCUCAACAAUUUGCUGUUGACACGACAAGAGCAUGGGCUAAUGCUGCUGCAGCUGCCGCACUUUUUGCAUCACAAAUUCAACAGCAGAAUAGUAGUGGUGGCAGUUCUUCUGGUACUGCAGCUUUACAACAAGCAGCAGCAUUAAAUUUAGUUUCAUUACAAAAUUUUCCAUUUGUUGACUAUGCAAGAAUGAUACAUGUUCCAAAUCAAGAACGUCGUGCUUCAGCAAAUGAAGCUUUGCUUGGGUUGAACAGUUAUGCUCAUUUGUUGGCUGCUUGUUCUACAAUGGGUGUUGGAAGUGGUGGAGGAAAUGGAAGUGGAGGACCAGAUACUCGUUGUUCUUCCAGUCAAGGAACUUCUAGUAGUCCAAGACAAGUGCUUCAGACUCAGCCUCAUCGUUCCUCUUGCCAUCAACAACCAAGACGAAGUGUUCAUUCGAUUACCGGUGGAUUACCUAUUUUUUCUGGAGGCACUGGAUCUGGUUCUUCAGGGGUUCCAGGAACUUCGUUUCAGCAACGUCAUAGUCGUACAAUGCCUUACUUCAAACAGAUUUUGGGUGAUGAACGACGAAGUAGUUGGGCAUCCUCUUGCUCUGCCCCGAUUACUUCUGGAUCUGUAGCAGCCACAGCAGCUGCAUUGGCCAUCAAUGCUCAACAACAAGCACAACUUGAGCGUUUAUAUAGACAAUCAAUCGCUCAGACAAAUGCCGCAGCUUCAUCUUCUGAUGCAUCUGCUUCGUCUGCCCUUUCAGGUGUUCAACAAUUACAGUUAGAAUUCCAAAAAUUAUAUGCAAGUACAAAAGAAGGUUCCCCGGGUCCUGGUGGUGUGGGAGGAACAUCUUCGGCUGCUGUCAAUGCACAAAAUCCUUUACUUAUGGGGUAAAUGUUAUUUCUUUUUUUAUUUGUUCAAUAUUUUAGUGG